Molecule: messenger RNA, 3031 nt
Organism: Heteronotia binoei (common prickly gecko)
Lineage: Eukaryota; Metazoa; Chordata; Lepidosauria; Squamata; Gekkonidae
Product: pre-mRNA-processing factor 6-like
Biological process (GO): mRNA splicing, via spliceosome; spliceosomal tri-snRNP complex assembly
Cellular component (GO): catalytic step 2 spliceosome; U4/U6 x U5 tri-snRNP complex
Molecular function (GO): protein binding
Source: RefSeq, a predicted model, not a curated record
CCGCCUCCUCCGCGUUCCCUCAGCCGCCAUCAUGGCCGCCAGCGCGGCUCCUUCGUCGGCCUCGGCCAGCGGGGCCGCCCCGGCGGGCUCCAACGCGGCGGGCUCCAGCGGAGGCGGCGGAGGGGCUUCGGGCCUGACGGCCUCGCUGACGGGCACGAUGAACAGGAAGAAGAAGCCCUUCCUGGGCAUGCCGGCGCCGCUGGGCUACGUGCCGGGCCUGGGCCGCGGUGCUACAGGUUUUACCACUCGCUCGGAUAUUGGUCCCGCUCGAGAUGCCAACGACCCAGUGGACGAUCGCCAUGCGCCUCCAGGGAAGAGAACCGUCGGGGAUCAGAUGAAGAAAAACCAGACAGCUGACGAUGACGAUGAAGAUCUGAACGACACCAAUUACGAUGAGUUCAACGGCUAUGCUGGGAGCCUGUUCUCGAGCGGGCCGUACGAAAAAGACGACGAAGAAGCGGAUGCGAUUUAUGCCGCUCUGGAUAAGAGGAUGGACGAAAGAAGAAAAGAGAGACGGGAACAGCGUGAGAAGGAGGAGAUUGAAAAGUACCGAAUGGAACGGCCCAAAAUCCAGCAGCAGUUCUCAGAUCUGAAAAGAAAACUCGCUGAAGUCACCGAGGAGGAAUGGCUGAGCAUCCCCGAAGUCGGCGACGCAAGGAACAAACGCCAGAGGAACCCGCGUUACGAGAAGCUGACUCCUGUCCCCGACAGCUUCUUCGCCAAGCACUUGCAGUCCGGGGAGAACCACACAUCUGUUGACCCCAGACAGACGCAAUUUGGAGGUCUGAACACACCCUACCCUGGAGGCUUAAAUACCCCUUAUCCAGGUGGGAUGACUCCUGGGCUGAUGACCCCUGGCACAGGUGAGCUGGACAUGAGGAAGAUCGGCCAAGCAAGGAACACCCUGAUGGACAUGAGACUCAGCCAGGUGUCUGACUCUGUGAGUGGCCAAACGGUGGUCGAUCCCAAGGGCUACCUGACGGACUUGAAUUCCAUGAUACCCACGCACGGCGGAGAUAUCAACGACAUCAAGAAAGCACGCUUGCUCCUGAAGUCCGUACGUGAGACUAACCCUCACCACCCGCCGGCCUGGAUAGCCUCGGCGCGCUUGGAGGAGGUGACCGGCAAGCUGCAAGUAGCCCGCAACCUCAUCAUGAAGGGGACAGAAAUGUGUCCGAAGAGCGAAGAUGUCUGGCUGGAAGCUGCCCGGUUACAACCGGGGGACACUGCUAAAGCCGUGGUAGCCCAGGCAGUUCGGCACCUCCCACAGUCGGUCCGGAUUUAUAUCCGAGCUGCGGAGUUGGAGACAGACAUCCGAGCAAAGAAGCGAGUCCUUCGGAAAGGUGAGACGCUCCCCUGGUGUUUGUAUAUGAAUAAUACACACUCUUAUCUCUCCUCAGAUUUUCUUUGGCUGGCUCUGGCGAGGCUGGAAACCUACGAGAACGCCCGCAAAGUCCUCAACAAGGCCCGAGAGAACAUUCCCACGGACCGGCACAUCUGGAUCACAGCUGCCAAGCUGGAGGAGGCGAACGGGAACACUCAGAUGGUGGAGAAGAUCGUUGACCGAGCCAUCACCUCGUUAAGGGCUAAUGGAGUGGAAAUAAACCGGGAGCAGUGGAUCCAGGAUGCCGAGGAGUGCGAUAAAGCCGGCAGUGUGGCCACGUGCCAGGCGAUCAUGAGAGCCGUGAUUGGGAUCGGAAUUGAGGAGGAAGACCGGAAGCACACCUGGAUGGAAGAUGCCGACAGCUGCGUCGCUCACAAUGCUCUGGAGUGCGCCCGGGCGAUCUACGCUUACGCCUUGCAGGUUUUCCCCAGCAAGAAAAGCGUCUGGUUGCGAGCGGCUUAUUUCGAAAAGAAUCACGGAACCAGGGAAUCCCUGGAGGCUCUCUUGCAAAGAGCAGUCGCCCACUGCCCCAAAGCGGAAGUCCUCUGGCUCAUGGGAGCAAAGUCGAAGUGGCUCGCGGGAGAUGUGCCUGCCGCCAGGAGUAUUCUGGCUUUGGCUUUCCAGGCCAACCCCAACAGCGAAGAAAUCUGGCUGGCUGCCGUUAAGUUGGAAUCCGAAAACAACGAAUACGAAAGAGCCAGGAGGCUGCUGGCCAAAGCUCGGAGCAGUGCUCCCACCGCCCGGGUCUUUAUGAAAUCCGUCAAGCUGGAGUGGGUGCUGGGGAACAUCGCCGCAGCUCAGGAGCUCUGCGAGGAAGCCUUGAGGCACUACGAGGACUUCCCCAAGCUGUGGAUGAUGAAGGGGCAGAUCGAGGAGCAGGAGGAGCUGAUCGAGAGGGCCCGGGAGGCCUAUAACCAAGGGCUGAAGAAGUGCCCCGGCUCCAUCCCGCUGUGGCUCUUGCUAUCUCGGCUGGAGGAGAAGGUGGGCCAGCUCACCCGAGCCAGAGCCAUCUUGGAGAAGUCUCGUUUAAAGAAUCCAAAGAACCAAGACCUGUGGCUGGAGUCUGUCCGAUUAGAAUACAGAGCUGGAUUGAAGAACAUCGCGAAUACGCUGAUGGCCAAAGCUCUACAGGAGUGCCCCAAUUCUGGAAUCCUGUGGUCAGAAGCCAUCUUCCUCGAGGCUCGACCCCAGAGGAAAACCAAAAGCGUGGAUGCCCUGAAGAAGUGUGAGCAUGACCCUCACGUCCUCCUGGCGGUGGCCAAGCUCUUUUGGAGCGAGCGUAAAAUCACCAAGGCUCGCGAGUGGUUCCAUCGGACGGUGAAGAUCGACUCUGAUCUGGGAGAUGCCUGGGCUUUCUUCUACAAGUUUGAGCUUCAGCACGGCACGGAGGUGACUUGGAGGACUGGGGACGGGGCGGGGUUAGGAGGAGUGAGAACACUUCAUGCACUGAAGGCUGAUGAAAAUCCCCGCCCCCCCCUUUUUUCCCCCUUCCCCUACACAGGAACAGCAGAAGAGGCACGGAAGCGCUGUGAGAACGCAGAGCCGCGCCAUGGGGAGUUGUGGUGUGAGGUCUCCAACAUCAGCAACUGGCAGAGGAAGAGCGAGAUCCUGAUGCUGGUGGCGGCCAAGAUCAAAAACACCUUCUAG